AUGAAAGCAAUUAUUAAGGUGGCAAGAACUGGUAAAAAAUCUUCCCAAGAAUGCGACAAGCAAGUCCGUGAGGUAGAAGGUAAAAUUAAUAAGGCUUACAUAAAUAAGGGUAGGCGUUCUAUAUUGACUGAAAACAACGAUGAGCUUGUUGAUGCCGGAAAUGAUGGAUCAAAACAAUUCCUACCCUUUAAUCAUAUACGUAAAGCUAAUCAGAAUAUAGACGCUGAUUUGUCAUUACCGGAAUUUGUGGAAAUCUUUAAUUUCUUAAAUUCGAAAUUAAAAGCAGUCAAGAAUCGUCAUACUUAUAAGGAUAUGGAGUAG
Diversispora eburnea is the source of this 321-nucleotide messenger RNA. NCBI's taxonomy places the organism in Eukaryota, Fungi, Glomeromycota, Glomeromycetes, Diversisporales, Diversisporaceae. The record is from the annotation of a GenBank genome assembly.